Messenger RNA from Alligator mississippiensis (American alligator), 6085 nucleotides. It is a transcript of the gene PPP1R1B, whose product is annotated as protein phosphatase 1 regulatory inhibitor subunit 1B. Gene Ontology annotation, biological process: intracellular signal transduction. The record is from RefSeq and is a predicted model, not a curated record. Lineage: Eukaryota; Metazoa; Chordata; Crocodylia; Alligatoridae. The transcript has 7 exons. Gene Ontology annotation, molecular function: protein phosphatase inhibitor activity. Bases 3800 to 4459 code for a protein of 219 amino acids. Gene Ontology annotation, cellular component: cytoplasm.
AGCUGGAGGGGGAAGACUGAGCUGAUGAGCAUGGGCACUGGCUGGGAACCUGAGGCACUGAAAUUGGACUAGGUAGGCAUCAGUGCCAGGCUACAGGCUGGAAUCCCUGGAGCUUUUUUACAUCCUGGUCUGUUUUUUUUUAAAUUUUAUUUUAAAAACCCUGGUUGCUGCUCUGAGUAAGGUCACAUAGCAGAGGCAGGGAAAGAACCCAGGCGUCCUGAAUCCCAGCCCAGCAUUCCACCCACUAGACCGCACGGUGGAAAGCGCUUUUGCUUUAUUUUCCGUAACGGAUCUGGGUGAAAGGGAGGCGGAUUUGGAUUGCUGGAUGCCUCGCUUGGGUAAAUAUUUUGCUGUAACCACAGCUUCUGGAACCCAGCCAUUUAAAGCAGUUGGCUCACCUAGAAAUCCCUGAGCCUGAGCCAGCUCAGCCCUGCUGCUCACGUCACCCAGCAUCCUCCUUAUCAGAGCCAGGCUAAAGGUUUGUAAUGACACCUGCCAGUGACGAGCUGGGUUUCCCAGCCAACCAGAGCCAUUGAUCUAAAGGACUCCUAGAACCAGCCAGUCACCUAUUACUGUAGGAUCUGGAUGCUGUGCGGUCUGUAAUCCAUUUGUCCUCAUGCUAUUCCUGUGAGGCAGGUAGUGCUAUAAUCCCUACUAUGCAGUUGGGCACUGGAGACUUUUUUUCGCAGAGACCAAGUGACCCGCCCAAGGUUACACAGGGAGCCAGUGGCAGAGGUACAAUAGGGCCACAAACUGUCGUGGGUAUUGGUUUGUCCAGUGCUCCACUGACAUGCCCUGUCUGCAUUAGGAUGAUACUGUGUGGUACUUAGUUGGCAUGGGGUAAAACCAACCUUUUUCUGUUGGAGAAGACAAGGCCAAAGCUGAACUCUUAUGGAAAAGAACAUAAGACUGAUGGGGCUGACAGGUAAGUCGGGGAAAAUAAUUAGAUCCCUUUUUGUGUCUAAUAUCAGUUUGAAAUAAGUGUCAGAGACUUGUGUUAUGUAGCACAGCGUUGGUAUGUUGAGAGGUGCUGCUGGUCAUUCUCAAGAGCAGGCUGGGAGCUGGAUUUUAUCUUCCACCAAACAAAAUCAGAUUUGGUUGCAGAACAAUUUGAUUUUUUUCACUGGAAAAUCAGAAAAUGAUCUACCUCCUACCCCCAAGAACUCAAAACUGUCAAUAUUUUGCAAGUGAAGAAGAAAAUAUUGAUGAAAAUGGGACCUUUUAUAAGCAAAUUGGCAUUUUGUCCAAAAUACUUUUUUUUCAUAAAAAAUGUGGAAACGGAGUCCUAACCUCUUGGCUGGUGUCUGUUAGAGAAGUUAAUGCAGCCAUAUUAGUUCAUACCAGCUAAGGGACCCAAGCCGUAGAUUUUCGGAUUGAGCGCUUUGGAAAGAACAUAGGCACAGCUGGCAAACCCUGCUGAGAGUGUCUGAAGGCUGACCUUUUGCCUAUAGACUGUAGGCCUUUGGCACAGGAACUUUCUCUCUGCUCUGUUCAUGCAGCACCUAGCACUCUGGUAUCUUGGGCCAGCACUGGGCUUCUCAGAUGAUACAUCCAUGAAAGGUGUAAAGGUGCGUGUGGAUUCAUGAGCCAAAAGCACCUGUUCCUUUUAUCUGGUCUGACCUGCAUCACAAUGGCUGGAGGAACUCGCCCAGUGCUUCUCUGCAGCAGAGAGAAUUAUUCUUCUCUGCCACAUAAGUGAUGCUCACAAGUCAAGUAACUUGAGCAGAUCUUGUAAAACAGCCUUCCCAUCUCACUUGAAAGACUUCAGAUGAAAGGAUCUUAAAUAACUGCAAAUCCCAUCGGUGGCUCUUAUCUAGAUCCAUGUGAGGUAAUCAAAGUUUUAACAGCAAAGUUGGAGUACAUCUGCUUCAUGUGGCACGAGUCGUUCCUAACUACCGAGUUGUGUGGGCUGGCUGAAAACUUCCAAAAGAAACGUUUUCCCAUCAGGAAAUGGGCUUUGGCCAGAACUAUUUCUAGAGUUCUUUUCCCAUGGAAAGGGUUUUGAUUUGGGUGGAACUUUCCGACAGGAAAAUUGAAAAGAGAACUAUAGUUUUGCGGGGGUCGACAUUGUUCCCUGUGCCUGCCAGAGCCAUCAUGAUGCAGCAUGACAGUUGUAGUUUGAACCCCAUUGGCCUUCAUAUUCCCUUAUAGGUCCUGCCAUCUGCUUGGACUACAUCUCCCAUGACACCUCCCAUGGAUGAGUUCCCAUAUUACAUUAUGGACAUCCUAGACCCAAAUGAAACAAAGAUAUUUCUUAACCAUAUUCUUUUUCUUACCAUUUUAUUCUGAAAUGGAUUCUAAUAUUGUCACUUCUUGUUCUGAUUUGGGGGACAAAAGCAAACGGGAAUGUCACAUGGCCUACAGGACAUACAGUCUCUCUCUGAUCAGGUCUACUAGGUAUUUAUCUGGUCUUUCUGAUCAUUUAAGGGUUUUUUUUUUACCCUCUAGACCUUUGUGGUAGGAGUAUAUUAUCCCCAUUUUACUGAUGGGGAACUGAGGCCCAAGGAAGAUUAAGUGAUUUAUCUAAGGUCAGCCACAGAGUCAGUGGUAAAGCAUAAAAGAGAAGCUGCUAGAUUUCCUGUGUCCCACUCCUAGUUCUGUCUGCCAGCCCCACUUCCUCCCAGCCUUCCCCUUUAAGAUGCAGCAUCUUUCAAUUUAUUGGGCUGCUCUUGGAAAAGAGUGUUCUAAUGAGGUAUGUGCUACUCAGAAAAUUCAAAGCCAACAUAAACACACACACCUCCUGAAAAUCAAUGCCUGCUUUCAUAGGCACAUACAACCAGGGCACUCAGGUGCACACCACACACCCAAAUAACCCGUUGCACCCACUCUUGUGACAAAUGAACUCUCAGCCACAUGCACGUGUGUGCACACAUGCAUGCAGGCCGACGUAUGUGCAGAAAGCCAAUGCGCAUCUAUCUCAGUGCUCCCCAGGAUUAAAAGGGAUUUGCCUUUGCAUGUAUGCUUCACAGUGUGAACACCGCAUGCACGUGAAACCAAAGUGAGUUGCCUAUUGGGAUGGCACCUCCAUCUAGUUUGUCACCCACAAAUCUUGGAGGGAUUUAGCAAGAGCAAGUGGGUGCUACAGGUAGGUAAACUGAGGCACAGGAAAGCUAAGCAACUUGCUUUAAGACUACUGGUAGAACCAAGACUAGAACUUAAGUUUCCUGGAACCCACUCAGCACCGUGUCUAGUGCCUGCUUGACCUACUGGGCAGCACUGCCUCCUACCUAUGCACCCACAUAAACACCCUUCUGCAAGCAGGCACUAAUCCCAAUGCAAUCAAAUUUCCCAGAGGGGAGGGGGUCCUCUCCUGAGCUGGGCGAUUAAAGAGUUAAACACGGAUGGUUUUGUUUGAAACCACCCUAAUCGGCUCCCAGUGAGGGCUCAUUAAAGAGGCCUUUGCCCCCUGCCCAGAGGAUUAAUAAUUCAGACCGUGGCUCCAGUGAGCUGGUAGGAGGGCAGCGCUCCCUCCCUCCCUGCCUCCUCCUCCUGUCUCUGCCUCUGCCCUCCCUACCUACACGACUCACUCCUGCAGCAGGGAUGGAACUGCCUAACUCUGCUGGGUGACAGGGGAGUGGGCACAUUUGAGCAGAGCAGCGGGAGACUCCUUUGUGGGGCUCAAACAGGAGCCAUCUGGGCUGGAGCAGGGGGCUCCGGGGGACUGAGCAGCACAGUUCUCUCUUCCCGGUGAGUUCAGAGGAGAGAGGGAACAGGAGAGCUCCAGAGAAGGAGGACCUGGACUUGAAAGCUGGUUUCGGGAGCUGAGAGAGAAGAGACAGAGACAGAGCCCACCAGCACGAUGGACCCCAAGGAUCGCAAGAAGAUCCAGUUUUCAGUCCCUGCACCCCCCAGCCAGCUGGACCCACGGGCAGUGGAGAUGAUCCGACGACGGAGGCCCACGCCAGCCAUGCUCUUCCAGCUGUCGGAGCAUUCAUCCCCAGAAGAGGAGUCUUCCCCAUACCAGAGAGCCAUGGGUGAGGGCCACCUGCACAAAACGAAGAAAUCCAACCCAUGCACCUACACCCCUCCGUCUCUGAAAGCUGUGCAGCGCAUUGUGCAGUCCCACCUGGAAAACAGCAGUAACCUGCAAGAUGGUGACCAUGACAGCUCCGAUGGGGAGACUGAAGACAGCAAUCCACAUGACCCAGAGGAUGCCGAAAUUGAGGGCCCUGGCCUGUUUGACCUGGAGAGCAGCAAUGAUUCUGGUGGCCAGAAGGUGUCCUUUGCUGGGGGCGUAGAUGACCUUGGGGAUGGACUGAAACCGCUUGCUGAAUCUGAAAUACCUGAAGAUGCUGAAGGAGCAGGGGCAGAGGACCAGGAACCAGAAAUGGAGCAGGACAAUCCUCCUGCAAGCGGACCUGCCAAAGAGCGAAGACAUGUUGGCUUUGUUGAGACAGCCCUACACCCUGUUAACAUGGAGAGCCACACUCCUUCCUCCCCUCUGGAUGGCACCAGUUAGUUCAGGAGGCAGGAGGAAGGUGGAGGGGGCCACCCCAGGGAUGGAGUGCUCUCAUCUUCCCAUGCCCCAGUCUGGAUUCUCUUUCCUUAAUGGCUGCAUUUCCUCUUUCCUUCCCCUUCUAUUCUCUUCUCUUUGAUUUCUCUGUCUCCUGCCAAUGGUUUGUCUCUAUUAAAUGAGUUUAGCACUGGCGAAUGACGCAAGCUUGGCAGAUGAUUGAAAGCCUCUGCAUGUCCACCUCUAGAUGAUAGCAAUGGAGAAGUCCUUGCUCUAUUGCAGUGUAUGCUAUCCCAGAUUGAGUGGCCACUGCAGGAUCUAUUUCCUGUUGUCCAUUUCCUAGUGCUUUGUCCAAUCUACCCAUAAGCGUGCCAAACAAUGAAGCUUCCACCCCUUUCCUGGGAGACAAUUGCAUGACCCCGUGCAGCAUGGAAGGCAGCAGUGCAAGCUUGUCAAUGUGCUUCAGCCCUAAAGGCAAAGCCUUCCUUUGAGAAGUUCAGUCUCUUUGGUCCAGUCAGUCCUUGGUCUCACCGAUGGAGACCCACCAUGACAGGGUGGGAGGUAACUUAUGCUGGCGACAGCACCCCAUGUGAUGGAGACGCCUGAAGCAGACCUGAGAUCCAUAAGCCUCUGAGCUGUUUUUUAACAUGACCUACCCUGGACUGUGAGAUCCCGGUCUAUACGGAGGUGCUUUGGGAUGCACUAAUGAGAACUCAUUCCCCACAGAGGGUCGUUGGUCUAGUCUUUAGUCCUGUUGGUUUGAAUAUUUCAUCAAAGCUUCUGAGGUUCUCUGAAGGAGCAAGAAAGGAGCACUGGAGCGAAGUCCAGCUCUGUGGGGCAAGGGGACACCCAGAGCUCACUGGAUGGGGCUGAACAGAAUAGAAAAUUUGUAGAACAUCCAUGUAUCUCCAGGACUUUCAGCGGAGCAGAGUAGGACUCCAGUGAUAUCACAAUAUCACAGAAGGGAGAAAGACCAGGAGGGACUAUUUUAAAAUGUGAAGCAGCAAUGAAAGGCAAGUUAAUUAUACUGCUGACCUGUUGGACCUCACUUGAUUAAAAGUGAGGUCAAACCAUAAUGUUGGUUGACAGCCCUGGAGACUUGAAAUCCUUGGGUUAGAUCUGCAGGGCAAAGUGGAAGUGCAAGCUUCUCCCACCAACGUGCCUCCAACCUAGAUCUGCAAAGGGCCCAGUCUCUAGUGAGGGAGACGUGAGUGCAGUCUCCUUGGCCUCUCUGCUGGCAGCAGUGCCCCUAAAAGAAAGCCAAGCAGUGCCAACAAUGGGGAUUAUUUUGGGCAUGACCACUUCACAGGGGGCUACCAAACAGCUUAUAAUAGUCUUGAGCUGGAUUUGAACUGGUGACUUAAAGGGAAUGCUACUGUGGAAAAUGCAAAUAGUUUUUGUUGUGGAAAAUGCAGAUAGUUCUUGUUUGCCAAAUCCCAAACUUGCCAAACACCUUUCUCCAUGGUUAUGUGGUCCCUACCGGGGGCUGUGAACAAGAGGCAGGUUCUUAAGCAUAGUUUAGCUGUCUCUUUCUUUCUCUCUCUCUCUCUAUAUACACCCUUUGAUCCUGUAUUGAGCAAUGCCUUUCUGUGCUCCAGAUCAGAUCUGCUGUAAUAAAGCUUUGUACAUAAA